CAGACAUGCUGCCCCGCAAAAGAAAGCUUAGCAACUCUGGUAUCCUCUCGAACUCUUACAUUCCUCCAUUAAGUGCAGCACAGAUUGAAAGAGAAUUACAGAAACUUCCCCCAGAUUCGUUGUACAGUUUGACACAUGUUUGGCUUUCUAUUCCAGCAACAAAACCUUUACCAGAUGCAAACCAAAAGAAACAAGGGUACACUAAAGACUCUUUAUCGAGAGAGCUGCUGAAGAAACUUGAGUUGCUCAAAAACAUCAAAGUGAAAAUAAAUAUGAAAAAGAAGUUGGUGAACACUAUUUUGGUGGAAUUUUAUCCAAGAGGGUUGAACACUUUACAACUAGCGCAGAUCGACGUCCAGCUUCUUGUUGAUAAGCCAAGUGUGAAUUCAUGGGUUUCAUCCACGGCGAAAAUUGUCAGUUCAACUUCAGAUAUACCGGAGGAGGGCGAUAAGAUGCGAGAAAAAAAGUUAAAUCAGCUUUCUAAUUACACCAUUUCAUUGGAUUCACAACUAUUUUUGGACAACUUUGUGCUCAAUUUGUCAAACUUGUUUCUCACUCACGUUUACAUAUCGCGCCACCCGCACUAUCCUUUGAUACUGAUAAGAGUACAGAUGUACAACUACUCUUACCGUCGUCCGGAUGACUCCACAUCAAGCACCAUAAUCUCAGAUUUGACCAACAGCUCUUUGGAUCGAACGGCUAAGCUUAAGUUUGAACAGGACUUUCAAAGGAUUGUGAGCAACAAAACGGACUCAAAGCGGGGAAAGGCAGCCACCAAUGGGGUCCAGAGGCAAAUUCAAAUCCAAAACAAGCCACAAAUUACACCUCAUAAACCAUUUUAUAUUCUACUCCCUAUUUCGUCCCCUCAUGUCAUCCACACACCACCAGUGGGAGAUUCAGUUGGUACUAAAUUGAUUCUACAGACCCUAGAAACGACAUUAUCUUAUACAAAUGUGCAAAGAGAAGCACAGAAAGGCAAUAUAGGGUUGAACUCAUCAAUUCUGACAAAAACCAAAAUCAAGAUUUUCCCAGACUCCGAUGUGCCCACUCCGAUACGGAAUCUAGACGCUAUCUUUACGUUGAAAGGAAUCUCCAGGUUCGGAUCGUCGAUGGGCCCGUGGAUACCGUACGCGGAUGACUUAGUAGACAUGGGUGUGUUAGGGAAUGAGUUGAGACACCAGAUUUUGCAACCAGAACAGUUUGUUGAUUUGAGUCCUGGUGCAGAAUCCGAUCCUGAACACGCAGAGAGAGAGAAAGUUGCAGCCUUGAAAUUCAAAGGAUGCAUGCGGAAAACCAAAUCAAAGGAGUUAUCUAAUGCCAAGAAUAAGGAAAACUACGAGCAUGAUACCCAGGGGGAGUAUGAUAUACCAAAUAAUGACCAGGUUGAUGAUGGGGCACGAGAAGCGGUUAAUGACAUUUAUGCUUCAAUCGUUCCGAUCCACGAGUGUAACUUUGAAAUAGAAGAUACUCUGUCACAAUUUUUCAGCCAGCGGAAGAGAAAGGGCACUACGCAGAGGAAGCCCAAACGUGAUCCAGCGGCAAGAGAGCCACCCUUUCGCUUCAAGAUGAGUUUUUUCGGCUCUGAUGUGUUUGGAGGGUUGCACGAGCUUGCGGUGAACGAAUACGUUAACCCGUACGAAACUCCCGAUUGGCUUACCGGAGAGUCCGGGACCCUCGGUGGGGUAGUGAAAAACGGCAGGUUUAGAAAGAAAACAUGAUACUUCUAUGUAUAACGUCUUGUAUAAUAAUUCUAUAGAGCAAAUGUACAACAUAACUGGGGAAGCACUGCU
Messenger RNA from Pichia membranifaciens NRRL Y-2026, 1790 nucleotides. RefSeq lists its product as hypothetical. The transcript has a single exon. The coding region runs from base 6 to 1718 and encodes 570 amino acids. The record is from RefSeq and is a predicted model, not a curated record. Gene Ontology annotation, biological process: chromosome segregation; CENP-A containing chromatin assembly. Lineage: Eukaryota; Fungi; Ascomycota; Pichiomycetes; Pichiales; Pichiaceae.